Messenger RNA from Laccaria bicolor S238N-H82, 357 nucleotides. RefSeq lists its product as uncharacterized. The record is from RefSeq and is a predicted model, not a curated record. The coding region runs from base 1 to 357 and encodes 118 amino acids. The transcript is spliced from 7 exons. NCBI's taxonomy places the organism in Eukaryota, Fungi, Basidiomycota, Agaricomycetes, Agaricales, Hydnangiaceae.
AUGUGCACUUUUAGUCUACUGAACUGGUGUAUGUACAGAGAAGACCAUGUUAACGGACUGGCCAUGGAGAGGGCCAUCCAGUGGGAUAGACCAGGAUACACUCCUUGGGAUGGCUAUGAAGAUCGACCCAUUGUCAACUGCAUGGGCAAAAUUCUAGCCAUCCUCAUUGGAGUACAACAGGAGCACAUGACUUGUACAUUAACACUCCCCUUCAAGUCGUCGACUGUAAAUUCAUUGGAUAGGAACCGUGGUGCCGACUUCAUUCCCAUUUCUGCGACGUGUUUUCGAUGUUUGAAGCGAUGUAAAGCCUUUUUGGUGAUUUUUGUGCAAAUCCAAGUUCUUCAUAGAGAUUUCUGA